This is a messenger RNA of Tetrahymena thermophila SB210, 12267 nucleotides long. Its product is annotated as transmembrane protein, putative. The transcript has 10 exons. The record is from RefSeq and is a predicted model, not a curated record. NCBI's taxonomy places the organism in Eukaryota, Ciliophora, Oligohymenophorea, Hymenostomatida, Tetrahymenidae.
AUGACUAAAGAAUACCUCUUCAGCAUAUUAUUUGCACUACAUUUUAUAAAUCUAGAGAUGACCAGCUCAUAUUUGUCAAGCCAAAAAUUUUAAUUUAUUUCUUAAUUUCCUAAAUUGAUGGAAAAGUUUAAUGGAGUUUGCACAGCUUCAUUUUCCAUUCCAAAAAAUAAAGUCAAAUAAAUAAAUUUAACUGUAUCAUAAGAUGAUGAAAGUUUAGAAUACUCUAUAAAAUAGUUAUCUGAUAGUGAUUAUGACUAGAUUCAAGUAAAAGUACCUUUAAACAUAAUAAAAAGUGAAUUUAUUAAGAUUUCAUUAAAUUUGAUGUCAAUAUAAUUGAGUAAAACUGAAUUUAAUUAAAUUAACCUUCAAAGUUUUUCUUGCAGUUUGAGUGAUUCUUAAUUUAAUCUAGAUUUAAAAAAGAAAAUUAAUUAAUUGGACGAUUCUAGCCAAUCGUUAAUUAAUUAAAAUAAUGAGAAAAGAAUUUUAGAUUUUAGCUCAUAUUGUAAUAAUUGCUUGUAAGGAUAUUGUUGGUAAGAUGGAUGCAGAUAAUGCAAAACAGGAUAUUAUCUAGAAACAUAUAGUCACAGUGGUCAUAAUAGCCAUGAGAGUAGCGGUUAUUAUUGUUAGUAGUGUGAUUAAUCAUGUGAUAGUUGUUAAGAUAAUCCAACAAAUUGUUUGUCAUGUGCUUCAGGUUAUACAUAAUAACCAAAUAGCAAUUCCUGUAUAUGUUCUGGUAAUAAUUAUAUAGAUAAUAAUGGUAAUUGUUAACCUUGUAAUAAUUUAUGUAACGGGUGCUCAAGUUUAAAUAACUGCACAGGUUGCUAAAAUGACUUAAUUUUGAGUGGAGGUAUUUGUGGUUGCCAAGAUGGUAAAUAUAUCAACUAUUUGACUAAUACCUGCUCUAAUUGUGAUAAAACGUGUUAGACAUGUUCUAAUUCAACUAGUUGUAUUAUAUGUGCUUCUAAUUUAAUAUCUUUAGGAGUAAAUUAACUUUGUGGUUGUAAGGCAAACUAAUUUUUAAACAACUAAAAUACUUGUUAAAACUGUGAUUAAAGCUGUACAAGUUGUUCUAACGCAAUAAGUUGUACAACAUGUGCUCUUAAUCUAUCAUUACUUACAGGUUCAAACUCAUUAUGUGGAAAAUGCUCAUCAAAUUAGUAUAUUAAUAUUACAACAAAUACUUGUUAAGCAUGCAGUAAUAACUGUUCUACUUGUAGUAAUGCGAAUAGUUGCACUUCUUGUGUAGAUGGCUUUUAUUUAAGUUCUGGAAUUUGUUAAAAAUGUGAUUCAAGAUGUUAAAGCUGCUCUAAUUCAUCAAGUUGUAUUAAAUGUGCUAAUAAUCUCAAACUUCUUGGAAAUAAUCUAUGUGGAUGCCCAUAUAAUUAAUUUUUAAAUAGUUAAAAUUAAUGCUAAGACUGUGAUUCAACCUGUUCGCAGUGUUAAAAUGCCACUAGCUGUGAGUUUUGCAUAACAGGAUUAUAAAGUCUAGGAAAUAAUUAAUUAUGUGGAUGUAAUGGUAAUUAAUAUCUUGAUCCUAUUACAAAGUCUUGCAAAUAGUGUGAUAUAAGUUGUUCAUCUUGUACAAAUUCAACAAGUUGUGCUACGUGUGCCACAACUUUCAAAUCUUUAGGAAUAAAUAAAUUAUGUGGAUGUGCAAGCAACUAAUUUUUAAAUAGUUCAUAUAAAUGCUAAGCAUGCAACUCUCUUUGUCUAAGUUGUUCAAAUGCUACUAGCUGUGAUUCUUGUCCUCUUAAUCUUAAAUUACUUGGUGUUGGCUAACUUUGUGGAUGUUAAGAUGGAGAAUACUUAGAUUCUGUGACUAAUUCAUGCAAAUAAUGUGAUUAAAGUUGUUAAUCAUGCUUGAAUGCGACUAGCUGCAUAAAAUGUGCUAUUACGUAGACACCAAUAGGAAUAAAUUAAUUAUGUGGAUGCAAAAGUAACUAAUUUUUAGAUAAUAAUAAUCAGUGCUAAUAAUGUAACUCGAGUUGUGCAACAUGUUCAAAUUCAACUAGCUGUGAUACAUGCAUCAAUGCAUCGUUGUAACUUGCAACAGGUAAAUACUGUCAAUGUCCAACUGGUCAAUACUUAGAUAGUUCAUCAAAUUCUUGUAAAUCUUGUGAUUUAACAUGUUCUUCUUGCUCGAACUCAACAAGCUGCGAUUCUUGUGUUAAUAAUACUAUGAGUUCACUUGGUAAAAAUUCAAUUUGUGGAUGCAAAAGUAACUAAUUUUUAGUUAGUCUAUUCAAUUGUUAGAACUGUGAUAUAAGUUGUUCUACUUGUUCAAAUUCUACCAGUUGCGAUAAAUGCAAAAAUAAUCUAACUUUAAUUGGGCAAGGCUUGUUAUGUGGAUGUAAAGCUGGAUAUUUCCUAAAUACAAAUAAUUAUUAGUGUUAAAUUUGUGAUAGUAGUUGUAAGCUGUGUUCUAACGCCUCUAGUUGUGAUUAAUGUACUGAUACUAUGAUUCCUUUAAAUACAAGUAACUUAUGUGGAUGUAAAGCUAAUUAAUUUUUAGCAAGCAAUAAUACAUGUUAAAAUUGUGAUUAAACAUGCUAAACUUGUUUAAAUGGUACUAGCUGUAUAUUGUGUUAUAAUGGCUUAAUUCCUCUUGACAACUAGUUGUGUGGGUGUUAAAUUGGUUAGUAUCUUGAUUCAUCUUUAGCAUGCAAGGCUUGUGACAAAAGCUGCAAAUCUUGUUCAAACUCUUCUAGCUGCGAUACCUGUAUUCCUACUAUGACAUAAGUAAGCCCUUCUUAGCUAUGUGGCUGUACUCCUAAUUAAUUUUUAACAUCAAAUAACACUUGCUAAAAUUGUGAUCUAACUUGUGGUUCAUGUUCUAAUUCUUUAAGCUGCGACUCUUGUAUAGAUAAUCUCUAAAGUUUGGUUAUAGGAUAAUUAUGUAUUUGUUAAACUGGAUAUUUUUUCAAUUAUUCUACUAGAAGGUGCCAAUCUUGUGACAGAAGUUGUUUAACUUGCUCAAAUUAAAUAAGCUGUGAUUCAUGUGCUCCAAAUCUGCUUUCUUUUGGAACAGGUUAGCUAUGCGGAUGCUAAGGUAGUUACUACUUAGAUAACUAAAAUAAUUGCUAAAAAUGUGAUUCUAGUUGUUUAACUUGCUAAAAUGCUUCAAGUUGUACAUCAUGUAAAUAAGGGUUAUCCCUCAUAUAUUAGUUUAAUUCUCUCUGUGGAAUAUGCUAACCUAAUUAAUUUGUUGAUACCUCAAAUACCUGCCAGUCUUGUAAUUAAGUAUGCUCAUCCUGCUCUAACGCAAAUAGCUGCAGUAGUUGCAAAAAUAAUUUAAAUUUUAUUGGGUAAAACUAGUUAUGUGCUUGUUUAGAUGGUACUUAUUUAGAUUUAACAUCAUAUAAAUGCACUCCUUGCGAUAAAAGCUGUCUUACAUGUUCAAAUGCUACAAGCUGCAACUCUUGUCCUUCAAAUUCAAAUUUUUCAGUUUAUAACAAUUUAUGUACCUGCAAAACUGGAUAUUUUAUGAACAGUCAAUUUUAAUGCUAAAUUUGUGAUUUUAGCUGUUAGGAAUGCUCAAACUCCUCAAGUUGUGAUACUUGUAAAAAUAAUUUAACUUAAAUAGGAUAGGGCUAAUUAUGUGGGUGUCAUAUUAGUGGUUAUUACUUUGAUUCCUCUACCAACAGCUGUUUGAAAUGUGAUAAAAGCUGUAAAACUUGUUAAGAUUCAGCCUCUUGUGAUAUUUGUGCUCCUACAUUUAGCCCGAUUGGAACAGGGAAAUUGUGUUCAUGCUAAUAAAAUUAAUUUUUAAAUUCAUAAAAUUUUUGUUAAAAUUGUGAUUCUAGCUGUUCAGAAUGCCUUGAAGCAAACAGUUGUAAAACAUGUUCUGGAAGUUUAUCAUUUUUGUCAAAUACAUCAAAUUCUUUAUGUGGAAAAUGUCCAAUUAAUAAUUAUGUUGACUCAUCAAAUAUUUGUUAACAUUGCGAUUAAUCUUGUGCCACCUGUUCUAAUUCAAAUAGCUGUGAUUCUUGCAUUACUAAUUUAGUUUAAUUUUCAAAAAAUUAAUUAUGUUCAUGCAAUUUAGGCUUCUAUUUUAAUUAAUUAACAAAUUCAUGUCAGGCUUGUGAUAAAACAUGUGCAUCUUGCUAAAAUUAAGGAAGCUGCUAAUCUUGUGCAACAGGAUUAAUUUAAAUUCCAAAUAGUUAAUUAUGUGGGUGCAGUAGUGGAUUCUAUCUUGAUAAUUCAAAUAAUUGUAAAUAGUGUGAUAAAAGUUGUGUAACCUGUAUAAAUGCAACCAGUUGUAGCACAUGCACUUAAGGUUUAUCUUUUCUUAGUAAUAUUAAUUCUUUAUGUGGAAAUUGCUAAAGCAACUAAUUCGUUGAUACUUCAACCAAUAUCUGCCAAAAUUGUGAUGCAACUUGUAAAUCAUGCUUGAAUGCUUAGAGUUGCUAAUCAUGUUCUGGAUAGUUACUUUAACUAGGUAAAAAUUAAUUAUGUGGUUGCACCAAUGGUUAUUUUGAUUACUAAACAAAUUAAUGUAAACCUUGUGAUAAGUCUUGCUCAACUUGUAUUAACUCAUAUAGUUGUAUUAAUUGUGCUCCUACUUUAACUUCACUAGGUUAAAAUUUAUUAUGCGGUUGUGCUUCUAAUUAAUAUUUAGAUAACUCUAAUACUUGUUAAGCUUGUGAUUUGAGUUGUGCUACAUGCUCGAACAGUAAUAGUUGCAUUACAUGCAAUUAAAAUCUAGCAUUCUAUUCAGAUUCAAAUAGGUUAUGUGGAAAAUGUCUAUCACACUAAUUUGUUGAUUAGAAAUCAAACACUUGUAAAAAUUGUCACUCAAGUUGUUCUUCUUGUACAAAUGAAUUUAGUUGUUAAAGUUGUAUCAAUAAUUUAAUUAUAUCAAAUAAAAGUUAAUUAUGUGAAUGCUAAAAAAAUCAAUUUUUAGAUACUUUUAGUACCUGCUAACCUUGUGAUUCGAGUUGUCUAAGCUGUAAUGGAAACUAAAAUAAUAAUUGUCUCUCUUGCUAAUCUCCUUUGUACUUGCAGCCAGAUUCUUCUUGUGGUGAUUGCUCAUAUAAAGGAUAUGCUAUUUUAAAUGGUUAAUGUUUAUAGUGCCCAAAUAGCUAUGGAUAUUUUUUAGACCAAAGUAAUUCCUGUAAGUAUUGCUAUGGCUUGUAAGGAUUUAAAUUAAAUAAAACAUCUGGGUUUUGUGAAGAGAGUUGUGGUAAAGGUUUUAUAAGUUAAGCUAAUUUAACAUAGUAUACUUUUGCUAGGUCAGUUAUAUAAUGCGAUGAUGGAAAUCUUAUUAACGGAGAUGGAUGUUCUUUAAAUUGUUAAAUAGAACAAGGUUUUAAUUGUACUCUAAGUUAAAUUAAUAGUGAAAAUUAUAAAUCUAAUUGCUAAAAAAGUAACAUUGGAGCAAUACCUUCUCUUUUGAUUUCUUAAGAUGUAACCAAGGUAGGAGAUACUUACUUGAUAAAAGUAAUAGUUUAGUUUGAUCGCUAAGUUAAAAUCUCUGAAUAUAGCGAUUGGCAAAUUUAAGUUUAUGAUUCCCUUAAUAAUACUUUUAAAAAUUAUACUUACUAAAUUGUUCCUAUCAAAAAUCAGCUAUAAAUUUUACAAAAUUAAUAUUUCUAAAUAGCAAUUAGGACUAACCAGAAUAUUGCUAAUAUGAAUAUUUAAUUAUUAAUACCAAAGCAUAAUGAUGUGCUUGAUAAAAAUGAAGCGGCUUUAAGUGUAAACUAAGUUUAAGGUCCACUUCCAAAUUUGCAAUAGUAUUAAAAUUAAACUAGUGUAAUUGAAUAUAUAAAUUAAAUUUAAUCUCCAGAUUCAUAAUAAAAAAGUGAAAUUUCUGACUCAAUUAGCUUGGGAAUAUCAUUACUAACUAUCUUAAUGGUUCUUACAGGAAGCAACCUCAAAAAAACAAAAAACAAUUUGAGAACGAUGAAGAUUACUAAUUUUCUAAAAACUUUAAACACUUUGUAUUUUAUAACAAUCUUCUAAAUAGUUGACUGCAAAUUAAAUUCGUUUGACUUAAAGAUUUCUGAAAAUCCUUUAGAAAAACACUAAUUACUACUAUCCGCAACAAUAAUAAAUCAAAUAGGUAUUGGAGAUUUUGAAUGUAAAGGAAUUUUAGUAAUUCCUAAUCUUUAGAUAAAUGAAUCUGAUUUUAUGAUUUCAUUUAAUAGCUAAAGUCUAAGUUAUAAGGUUGGCUUUAAUAAAGAUAAUAGAUUUUUAAAAAUCUAUUUUUAGCUUUCUUUGAAGUCAUAUAACUAAGAAGAAAUUGUCCUAUUAGUACAAUCUAAAUCCUUUCUAAAUUAAAAUGAAUUUAUUCAUAGACAACUAACUUGUUAAUAAGUAGAAUUAAACAAUCAUUCUGCUUUUAAUAUGGAAUCUAAUUUAUAAAAAAGUCAAAUAAAUUUCAAUAAAAGAAUUUUACCUCCGAAUGAUAACUGCAGUUAGUGUCCACCAUCUAAAUGUACUAGAGAAACUGGAUGUAUAUCAUGCAAUAAUGGUUAAUAUUUGAUAAAAGUUUCUGACCUAAAUUAUUGUUAUUAAUGCAAUUCCAGUUGCUCUACCUGCUAAAACUCAACAAGUUGCUUGACUUGCGCAAAUAAUUUAGUAUCUUUAGGAACGGGGAAAUUAUGUGGUUGCUAAUAAAAUUAGUUUUUGAAUGCUUAAAAUAAUUGUUAAAAUUGCGAUUCCAGCUGUGCAACAUGCACAAACGCUUUAAGCUGUUUAACUUGUAUUAAUAAUUUAAAAUUAAUCGGAGCUGGAAAAUUAUGUGCCUGUUAAAGUAGCUAGUUUUUGAAUAGCUCAACACAAACAUGCUAAAAUUGUGAUAUAAGCUGUACCACCUGCUCAAAUUCAACAAGUUGUAAUAGCUGUGUUAACAAUUUAAUUUAAUUAAAAUCAGGUUUAUGUGGAUGUGGAAUUGGAUAAUAUUUUAAUAAUACUUCAAACAAAUGCUUUGCUUGUGAUCCAAGUUGCUAAACAUGUUUAAAUGGCAAUUCUUGUAGUAGUUGUCCAACAGGUCUAGUGUAGAUAUCAUAAAACUCUCUUUGUUCAUGUCCAAUUGGUUAAUUUUUAAACAGCUCAUACACUUGCUAGAAUUGCAACUCUUCUUGUGCCUCCUGCUCUAAUUCAACUAGUUGUAAUUCUUGUAUAAAUAAUUUAAUUUUAGUUGGUGUUUAAUAAAUUUGCAGCUGCCCUGCAGGGUAUUAUUUAGAUUCUUAAACUAUUAAAUGUUUUAAAUGUAAUUCCACAUGUUCAACUUGUUCUGAUUCAACUAGUUGUACUACUUGCGCUUCGAAUAUGACAUCUUUAGGAUCUGGUAUGUUGUGUGCUUGUUAAGCAAAUUAUUAUUUAGAUAGCUCUAAUAUUUGUUAAAAAUGCAACUCUACUUGUGCAACUUGCUCAAAUCAAAUAAGCUGUAAUACAUGUAUUAAUAAUUUAAUCUAGAUAAAAUCAGGUGAUAUUUGUGGAUGCUAAAGCAACCAAUAUUUAAAUACAACAACAAAUACCUGUAUUACAUGUGAUUUCAGUUGUUCAUCAUGUUAAAAUGGAAUUUCAUGCAGUGCUUGUACAGUAGGUUUUAUAUAGUUAUAAUCUAAUUCUUUAUGCUUAUGUCCGGAAGGUUCCUUUUUAAAUAAUUAAAAUAAGUGCUAAAGUUGUGAUUCUUCUUGCAAAACUUGUUCUAAUUCAACCAGCUGCAAUUUAUGUGCAAACAAUCUAAUUUAAAUUUAAGCAGGUUAGUUAUGUGUUUGCCCAACAGGUUAUUUCUUAUAAACUCAAACUAACAUUUGCUAAAUUUGUGAUUCGAGCUGUGCAACUUGUGCUAAUUCAACAAGUUGUAAUACCUGUGCUUCUAAUUAGAUUUUGCUAGGGACAGGUUAAUUGUGUGGUUGUUUACCUAACUAAUUUUUAGACAAAUAAAAUAUUUGCUAAAAUUGUGAUCUUAGCUGUGCUACUUGCUCAAAUUCAACAAGCUGCUUAACUUGUCAAGUUGGACUCUCUCUAAUUUCAGGUUCUAAUUCUUUGUGUGGAAAUUGCAGAACAGAUUAAUUUCUUAAUAAUUCAAAUAAUAGUUGUUAAAACUGUGAUCCUAGUUGCUCAACGUGCUCAAAUUCUAGCAGUUGCAUAACAUGUGUAGGUUCAUUAUAACCUUAAGGAAUAAGCUAGUUAUGUGGAUGUCCAAGCGGUUAAUACUUUAACUCUUAAACUGCUUCAUGCUAAGUUUGUGAUUCAAGUUGCACAACAUGCUAAAAUGCAACAACAUGUACAAGUUGUUAAUCUAGCUUACAAUUUUUAAUAGGUUCUAACAAAUCUUUAUGUGGAACAUGUCAAUCAAAUUAAUUUAUUGAUAUUCCUACUAAUUCUUGUUCAAACUGUGAUUUAAGCUGCUUAACAUGUUUAGAUUCUCAGAGCUGUAAUACAUGCUAAAAUGGUUUAAUUUCUUUAGGAUCUACAUAAAAAUGUGGAUGUCCACCAAAUUAAUACUUAAAUAAUUCAAAUGUUACUUGUUAAGACUGUGAUAUUAGUUGUUUGACAUGCUCAGAUGCAGGAAGUUGUAGUAGUUGCCCUCCGAACAAGUAUUUAUUAAAUGGUCCUAAUUCUCUAUGCGGAGAUUGUAGAUCUAACUAAUAUAUUGAUCUGACUACAAAUUCAUGUGUAAAUUGUGAUUUAAGUUGUUCAACUUGUUAAGAUUCUUCAAGUUGCUCAAAAUGUAUUAAUAAUUUAAUACCUGAUACAAAUAGUAAGUUAUGUAUUUGUCAAUCUGGCUAUUUUCUAAAUCCCCUAACAAACUUGUGUGAAUCCUGUGAUUAAACAUGUUCUACUUGUUCCAAUAUUUCAAGUUGUGCAACUUGUAAAUUAACCUUAAUAUCUCUUGGAUCAAACUUACUUUGUGGAUGUGCUAAUGGAUUUUAUUUAGAUACCACUUAAAUGAAUUGCUAACCUUGUGAUAUAAGUUGCUCUACAUGCAGUGAUAGUUCAAGUUGUAUUACUUGUGCGUAAGGUUUUAUAAAGAAUAAUUCAAAACCUUUAUGUUUAUGCCCAAUAGGUUAAUUUUUAAAUGCAUAAAAUACUUGUCAAAGCUGUGACCCUACUUGCAGUAGUUGUUCUGAUGCAAAUAGUUGCAGCUCUUGCAUUAAUAAUUUAACUCUAUCUUUAUCAACUAAUUUAUGCUAGUGUCCUAGCAAUUAUUUUUUAGAUAAUAACUAUAUUUGUUAAAAAUGUGAUUAAAGUUGCUUAAGCUGUUCAAAUGCUACAAGUUGCAACAAAUGUUAAAUUAAUUUUUCAUUUCUCUCUAGUUCUAAUUCUAUCUGUGGUGUAUGUGCUAAUAAUUAAUUUAUAAAUGCUUAAUCAAACACUUGUGAAUCUUGUAAUCCUUCUUGUGCUACUUGCACGGACUCUACUACCUGUAACUCCUGCAUUAAUAAUUUAAUUCCUUUAGGUCAGUUAUGUGGAUGCUCUGAUGGAUAUUAUCUUGACCCUGUUAAUUACAAAUGUAUAUAGUGUGAUAGUACUUGCAGCACUUGCUAAAAUGGAAUAUCGUGCUUAGUUUGUAAAAAUAAUUUAAUAUCUCUUGGAAACAAUUAACUGUGUUCAUGCUAGGUAGGUCAAUAUUUAGAUAUAUCAGGUUUUUGCAUAAAUUGUGAUUCCUCUUGUUCUAGCUGCUUAAAUUCUUCAAGUUGCAGUACUUGUUAAUAAGGUUUGUCUUUCUUAUAGCUUACAGAUUCUUUGUGUGGAGCAUGUUCAAGCAGUUAAUAUGUUGAUUAAUAUACAAAUACUUGUAGAAAUUGUAAUUCAUCUUGUAGUAGCUGUUCUGAUUCUUAAAGCUGCAAAACAUGUGUAAAUAACUUAAUUUAGGUAAAUAAUUCGUUGUGCGGGUGUGGAAAUAAACAGUAUCUUGAUUUAAGUUCUAACUCUUGUUAACCUUGUAAUGUAACAUGCUCUAGUUGCUCUAGCUAGAUUAGUUGCAUUAGUUGUGCCUAAGGUUUCAUCUCUUUAGGCUAAAAUUAGCUAUGUGGAUGUCCUAAAGGCUAAUAUUUAGAUAGUUCUAACAUUUGUUAGCCUUGUGAUCAAUCUUGUGAAACCUGCUCUAACUCUUCUAGUUGUACUACUUGUUCUACAGGCUUGCAUUUCAUUACUGGAGGUAGUUCAUUGUGUGGGCUUUGCUAACCUAACUAAUAUUUUAAUUAGGUGACAAAUGUAUGCUAAAAUUGUAAUAUUAGCUGUAAAACUUGUUCUGAUUCAAAUUCUUGCAUUAGCUGUGCUAAUAAUUUAGUUUUAAAUACUCAAAACUAGCUUUGCUAAUGCAAAAAUAAUUAUUAUCUAGAUAAUUUAAAUAAUUGUCAGGCUUGUGAUUAGAGUUGUGAUACUUGUAAUGGAGGUCUUAGUAACCAAUGUCUAUCAUGUAAGUUACCUUAUUUAUUGUAACCAGAUAAUACUUGUGGAAAUUGCACUUUAAAUAAUUAUGCUAUAGUAAAUGGAAAAUGCUAAUAAUGUCCAUAAAACUUAGGGUAUUUUAUGAACCUAAACAGCCAAUGCUAGUAUUGCUAUGGUCUUUAAGGUUUUUAGUUUAAUUCUACAAGUGGAAUUUGCUAAGAAAUAUGCGGCAAAGGCUAUGUAAACUAAUAAAAUUACACUAUGUACUAAUUUGCAAAGUCAAAUAUAUAAUGUGAUGAUGGAAAUCUAAUAGAUGGAGAUGGUUGUUCAAGUAAUUGCACAAUAGAGAACGGAUAUACUUGUCAGAAAGUCAAUGCAGUAAACUCUACUAAUUAUGUGUCAUAAUGUUAAAAAUCUUACUUAGGCGCAGUACCGCUUUUAUCAAUUUCUCAAGACAUUACUUAGAUAGAUGGCUAUUACUUGAUUAAAGGAUUAAUUUAUUUUGAUCGCUAAGUUAGAAUUAUGAAUUAUACUAAUUGGUAGAUAAAUAUCAUAGAUUUAUAGAAUAAUACAUUUUCAAAUUAUAGCUAUAUCAUAGUACCUGUUAAAAACUAAUUAGGGAUUUUGUAAAAUCAACAAUUUUAGUUAAUUAUAAAAUCAAAUAUAAAUAUAACAAAUAUGCAUGUUUAACUUAACAUUCCUUAAUAUUAAGAUGUGCUUGAUUCUAACAGCGCUGUUUUAAGUUAAACAUAAGCCUAAUCUUAGCUUCCAAACAUAACUCAAUACAUAAAUUAACCAAAUUCAUAAGAUUUUGCUUAGCAAAUAUAGUACCCAGAAACUUAGUAGCCAAGUAGUUUAUCUAGUUCAAUCAGCUUAGCUCUUUUUAUAUUUAUGAUUCUUUUGUUAGUAGUUGGCAAACUCUACUACUUAGUCCACUUUUAUGAUAUUCUCUAAUUUAUCUAUUAUUUGAUAUACCUGAAUGUCUCAUAUCCUUAUGUUGUUUGCUAGAUUCUUCAUAUCUUUAGUUUUUCAAGUUUCUAAUAAAUACCUAAUAUUUCAAAUCCUAACACUGUUGCUCCUUUUAAAUUUUAGCUUUAUCAAGUUGAUACACUUAUAUUUUCUAACAUAAUUUAGCUAGUUUGUAUAUGGUCUUUUUCUUAUGUUAUUUUCUUAAUAUCAAAAGUUGCUAACAAAUUCAAAAUGUCUCGUUCUAAUUUUUUAGUUAAUUAACUUCAGAUUUACUAUGAAAAUUAUUUUUUAAAUAUUGUGAUUGGUCUAGGAUUAAUAACAUACUAAGAGUUUUUGAUAGCAGCUUUACUCCAGUUCUUUAAUUUUGAAAAUGAGAAUUUCGUAAACAUACUAGGAGGAUCUUUAGCAUUAGCAUUUAUAGGACUUUGUUUAGUUUUAGCAAUUUCUUCUAUUUACAAAAAUUCUCUUUAAAGAAAAUUUAAUUAGGAAUAACUUUUCUUAAAUUGGAAGCUUAGAAACAAUAAUUACCUUUACGUCGUAAUCCUGAUAAGAAAAACUCUAAAUAUUUUAGUUAUAGUCUAUGGAAAAUAAGCAAUAUCUUAGAUUCUCACACUUCACAUGAUAAUAGGUAUUGAAACUCUUAUUGUAAAUCAUCAAAAGCCAUUUAAAGAAAUCAUUGAAUACAAGUUUUAGUUUGUAAAGAGGACUAUGAUGCUUUUAAUUUUAAGCUUUAUUGCUUGUUUAUGUUUUAUUUAAGAUGAUUAAGAUAAUCUUAACCUUGCAAAUACAGCUAUUUCAGUUAUAAUAGCAGUUCUGUUAAUUAUCUAGUUAGGAAUGCAUCUUAUUUAUUUUAUUAGAUAAAUAGUAAUUACUUUAGUAACAUACAUAAAAAACCAGAAUAUAAAGAAUCAAAAUUAAAUUGUUAAAGCUAAAAAUGAGCUUUUACUUUGA